GCUAUGGGCGAGGCGUCCUUCCGAAUGCGGGAGGCCAGGGUCUGGGGUUAGUAGCAGUCUCCGCCCAUUCGAGGCAGCCGUGAGGACCCUUGGCCUUGCUUGAGGGAGAAUGAGUUCAUCCUGGACAACGAAGCAGAAUAAGCUGUUUGAGAGGGCACUGGCAACAUAUGACAGGGAUACGCCAGACCGCUGGCAGAAUGUGGCACGGGCGGUUGGUGGUGGAAAGACUGCUGAUGAGGUGAAGAGGCACUAUGAAGAGCUGCUCAAGGACCUGCAUCACAUUGAAUCUGCAGGAAACCAUCAAGGAUCCAGUGGUAGCAGCAGUUCUUGGGGCAAUGCCAACGAGGACCAGAGGAGGUACCACAACUUUCAGUGAAUGCGACAUUGACAUCUUGAAAGCUGAAAGCAGCCUGAGUUCUAGCAAGACCGAAACAUUAUCGACUCCUUGAAGAUGCUACCUUCUAUAUUUCGUUAUGCGCUUGCGUGGAUCAGAACUGGCCAUAAUAGACCAGUAGUUAUUAGUAACAUAGUAUCAAUAGAGCUACGACUGGUUUACCGAAUUGUUGUAUUCAUAUAUCUGAAGAUGCCAAAUAGUAUUAUAUUAUCUAUCUGAUAUUCUUUUUUAGUUCUGUGACGGAAAGUUCAUAUAUUAUUAGUAUCAUCUUAAGUGUGCACGUUGUCUUCACGGACUCCCAAUGUG
Oryza brachyantha (malo sina) is the source of this 700-nucleotide messenger RNA. RefSeq names its product protein RADIALIS-like 3. NCBI's taxonomy places the organism in Eukaryota, Viridiplantae, Streptophyta, Magnoliopsida, Poales, Poaceae. The coding region runs from base 110 to 376 and encodes 88 amino acids. Gene Ontology annotation, molecular function: DNA-binding transcription factor activity. The record is from RefSeq and is a predicted model, not a curated record. The transcript has 3 exons.